AGCACGCCACGCGCAACGCAGCCCCUGGACAAGACGAUGAUUCAGAUGACAGUAGGCUACAACAUCAUUGCGGAGUUAGCAGAACUCUUUACACCGUGCUGGAGCAUCUUGCAUUGAGAUCUGUGACACGGUGGUGCUGAGUAACAAGUCGGGUUUGACGAUUUCAGCGACACCCUCCACACAAGCUUAUCCUCAGCAAGACAAACCAGAGGAGUUCCUUGGCUGGGCGCACUGUUCGCGUUCAUUGAGAAGAAAAUCGGACUGAGGAAGACCCUGCUAUUUCACUUUAUCGGUAUCUUUAGACAAAUCGCUCAAUUCCAAUAUGAAGGCGAAAGAUAGGGACCAAAGCUUGUCAGAUUCCAGAGAAUUAGAUGGUUCCUAUGAUCCUCUCACAGGUAACGCUCCCUCCAGCCAAAGCAAAAAAACCAUAAAACAGAGAUUCCUCAAACUGCUGCCCUGCUGUCGGCCCAGCGCCGCCCCCUCAGUCUCUGAAAACAGCAUUGAGGAUGACUUUGAACUGUCCACGGUGUGCCAUCGGCCAGAGGGUCUGGACAAACUACAGGAGCAGACGAAGUUCACCAAGAAGGAGCUUCAAGUUCUCUACAGAGGCUUCAAAAAUGAGUGCCCCAGUGGUGUGGUCAAUGAAGAAACCUUUAAACACAUCUACUCUCAGUUCUUCCCCCAGGGAGACUCAAGUACAUACGCACAUUUCCUGUUUGAAGCAUUUGACACAAAUAAGAAUGGGUCAGUUAGUUUUGAGGACUUUGUUGCAGGUCUUUCGAUUAUCCUCAGAGGGUCAAUCAAUGACCGACUAAACUGGGCGUUCAACCUUUAUGAUCUCAAUAAGGACGGCUGUAUCACCAAAGAGGAGAUGAUGGACAUUAUGAGAUCAAUUUAUGACAUGAUGGGAAAGUACACCUACCCCUGCAUGCAAGAUGACACUCCAAGGGAACACGUGGAGAACUUCUUUCAGAAAAUGGAUCGAAAUCAAGAUGGUGUUGUCACUAUCGAAGAGUUCAUUGAGUCAUGCCAAAAGGAUGAGAACAUCAUGCAGUCCAUGCAGCUGUUUGACAAUGUCAUUUAGGAGGGUCAACUGGUGGAGGGGACCCCAAGGCCUUGUUGUCUGGACUCCAUGUUGGCCUAAGGACCCCCACAACUGGCCUCCUUAUCCUCCAAUGUCAUUCCUUUUUUCCUAGAGACACUUGAAAAAAAGUGGGGCUGGCUUAUAGACACACACAUUUGUUAUUUUACAUUCAUCAUGUUCUGAGGAAGCUCUUGUGUUGACUCAUUCGAAAUACAGUCCCAGUCUGGGAGGGUGUGUGUGUGUGUGUAUGUGUAUGUGUGUGUGUGUGUGUGUAGGGGGGUGAUCAAGACAGAAAGAUGCGUGUAUAUGGGAAGACCAGAAGAUGACUGGAAAUGUGGCGACUGGGCAUUGUGACGACGACGACAACGACCCUCCAACAACAAACUGAUUUUAUUACCGCAUGAUGUCACAAUUAGUCCACACUUAUCUAUUUACCGAGAUACUCCAAAGCCUGUCUGUUGCUCUAUGUGUGUCCACACUGGUGCCUCGCUCCCCUUUAGCGUCUGCUGUCGUCGUUGUGCUUGUAAGGUUGUGUAAGGCUCUACUGCCGUCACUCAGAAUCCCAGGCUACCUACCCAACCACCACUCACUCACUUGCCAUAAAGUAACUUAGCUGACCAGUCCGCAGCGGUUAGUAGGGCAGAAAUGAUUACAUUCCAGAGGAGUCUCCAGUUUGGGCCUUGAAAUCUUUAGCUGUCGUAUGCUGACUGUUUCUCUCUGUGCCCUCACAGACAACUUCCGGUUAUAAACUCAACACAUGGCUAAUUGCAUUGUGGGCAAAUGUCUCACCAUAGCCAGCCAAUCUUCUUAGCUAAUUGUAUUGUAUCUAGAAUGGGAGUGAACAUGUGAAAUAAUAGUGUCCUCACUCUGCCAUGUAAUACUCGACUGUACCAUACAGUAGAUGAUGUCAUGGACACACUGAUGAGUGUGAUCUAGUUUGAAUAGAGAGAGGGGCUUCCUUCCCUCUGGCUAAGGCCUGGGAUGGACGUUAGUAUGUUGCAACGCAUUGUCAAAAGGAGCAGCCAUCUUUCCUCCAAGUUUAUUUUCCCAUCAAACACCAAAGAGAAAGGCUCUAGUCAGUUUUCCCUGAUCCCUUCCUUAACAUGCUACCAUCACACAUCUCAGUGUAUUCUGUGAUGGAAUGGGGCCUGGCUUGGAGAAUUAGAAGGGGUCACAUCAGCAGUAGGAAAGGUGGAUCUUUUACUUUUCCCAUUCAGAAGCAUAGGGAAAAGGGACUGGCACUGUUUUCUCUUUCCAGUUGAGAUUACUACUGACACCACACUACAGACAGCCACUAUAAUAAGUAAUGUAUUUUACAAAGACCAUUACAGAAGUACACAUCUAGAUGGGGUGGGAGGAGGGAGGGUGCAUACAAAUCUUUAUUGGUAGUGUAAUUUGUAUUUCUAUAUUUUAUUUAUUUCCCAAGCAGUUAAAAAGGGACGUGUAGAAGAUAGAUGGGCUAGUUUAACACAAGCAAUAAUGUCCCUUCAUCAACUGUGACCUGAAGUAUUUAUAAUGUCAUCCAGAGAAUUGAUCUACAAGAACCAAUGAUCAGUUGACAGAAUGAGAUAGAGUGUGUCAUGUCUAUCCCUACAGAGUAUUCAUUUGUGGUCAGCAGGGUGCAGAACAUUGGUGAUGCACAUACUCUGGAUCACUGUGGUUGUGUUCACUGUCCCAAGCCUUCCAGUGUCUCCUUUGUGUAAUUCUUGACCCUAAGCCUAUGAAGUACCGGUAAUUAUUGGCACUCAAGUUUAAUGUUUGUAUGAUUCUUUUGCAAGUUAUGUGAGGCUGUCGCCUUAUUUCAACAUGAGCUUGCUGCAGGAAGAGGUCCUGAUUUGAUAUCUUUUGGCAUGGUCCGAUUGUUAUUUUUUAACACAUGGAUAAUUGAAGUGCUGUAUUCCCAGUCUAGCUCUCACCACUAGACUCGAUGCCAAGCAUAUAUACAUAUCAACACACUUGCAAUGAAGAUCACCAUGAAUACAACAUUAAAAAUAACACAUUAUUACUGCAGUGCCUUGAGUGCUGUACUGAACUAAUUUGGUCACACCCUCUUCUAUGUAAAAUUAACUUGAUAUUCUUUUUAUUUUUGAUGUGGCAUGGAUGGAUAUCGAUAUUUGGUCCUAAUUGCUGGUAGCAGAACUCCAUUCCUACCCAAAGUGGUACCUGUCUAUAUUCGCAUGUACUGUCUAGAGCAAUGAUAAACUUAAUAACCUGGUGUACCAACUGUGUCUAGUGAGCUAGCCUCAACUGGUUGCAUUACAUAAAAACAUGUAUAUUUUGUAUAGACAAUAAAAAUCACAACUGCUAUGCAUAGUAUGUUAUGCACCAUUCUA
This is a messenger RNA of Alosa sapidissima (American shad), 3417 nucleotides long. Its product is annotated as Kv channel-interacting protein 2-like. The coding region runs from base 323 to 1084 and encodes 253 amino acids. NCBI's taxonomy places the organism in Eukaryota, Metazoa, Chordata, Actinopteri, Clupeiformes, Clupeidae. Gene Ontology annotation, biological process: regulation of potassium ion transmembrane transport. Gene Ontology annotation, molecular function: potassium channel regulator activity; calcium ion binding. The record is from RefSeq and is a predicted model, not a curated record. The transcript is spliced from 10 exons. Gene Ontology annotation, cellular component: voltage-gated potassium channel complex.